UCGGGUGUGACUCUCAGUCCCUGGGACAGUGACCUCCAGACCUGGAGCCUUCUAGGGGAGGCAGACCCAGGAGCCUUCAGAGUCACAGGUCUGAACUUUUCACACCAAGUACCAUGGCCCUGCCCAACAACCCACAGGAGGCACUGCUUUGGGCCUUGAGGGACCUUGACAAAAAUAGCUUCAAGAUAUUAAAGUUCCACUUACGGGACAAACCCCUGCCUGGGGGCCAAGGGCUGGCCCGAGGGGAGCUGGAGGGCCUGAAUGAGGUGGACCUGGCUUCUCGGCUGAUCUCGAUGUACGGAGCACUGGAGGCAGUGAAAGUGGUGUGCGAGGUGCUGAAGGUCAUGAACCUGUUAGAACUUGUGGACCGGCUCAGCCACAUCUGUCUAAAUGAUUACAGAGAAAUAUACCGGGAGUAUGUGCGCUGCCUGGAGGAGAGGCAAGAGGAGGGAGUUGGCCACAGCUACAACGAGCUGCUCCUGGUGGCCAAGCCCGGCUCGGGGAGCCCCAUUCCGGAGCAGGACCUGGACUCGGUCACAGUGGAGGCUCUCUUUGAUUCAGGGGAAAAGCCUGCCAAACACCCGCCCAUAGUGGUGCUCCAGGGAUCCGCUGGUACCGGGAAGACGACACUGACAAGAAAAAUGCUGCUGGACUGGGCCACUGGCACCCUGUACGCAGGCCGGUUUGAUUAUGUCUUUUACGUGAGCUGCAGAGAAGUGGUCCUGCUGCCGGAGGGCACGCUGGACCAGCUCCUCAUGUGGUGCUGCGGGGACAGUAAAGCACCUGUCGCUGAGAUUAGGAGGCAGCCAGAGAGGCUCCUGCUCAUCCUGGAUGGCUACGACGAGCUGCAGAGGCCCUUCGCCGGGAGGCUGCAGAGGCCGGGGCCCAGCCCCGCCGAGGACGUGCUGCGCCGCCUGCUCAGGAGAGAGGCGCUUCCCGCCUGCUCGCUUCUGGUGACCACGCGGCCCGUGGCCCUGCGGAGCCUGCAGUCCUUGCUGAAACGACCGCGCCAUGUCCACGUCCUGGGCUUCUCCGAGGAGGAGAGGGAGAGGUAUUUGAACUCCUAUUUCCCAGAUGAGGAACAAGCCCAAAAGGCCAUUGCCUUUGUAAAAGGAAAUGAGGUUCUCAACAAAGCGUGCCAGGUCCCGGGCAUUUGCUGGGUGGUCUGCUCCUGGCUGAAGGGGCAGAUGGAGCGAGGCGGAGAGGUCUCGGAGACUCCCAGCAACGGCACUGACAUCUUCAUGGCCUAUGUGUCCACCUUCCUGCCACCCAGCGACAGCGAGGGCUGCUCCGAGCUCACCCGAGACAAGGUCCUGAGGGGGCUGUGCUCCUUGGCAGCCGAGGGGAUCCAGCGCCAGAGGUUCCUGUUUGAAGAAGCUGACCUCAGGAAGCACAGUUUAGACGGGCCCAGCCUUGCGGCUUUCCUGAGCAGCCACGAUUACCAAGAGGGACUUGACAUCAAGAAGUUCUACAGCUUCCGCCACAUCAGCUUCCAGGAGUUUUUUCAUGCUAUGUCCUACCUGGUGAAAGAAGACCAGAGCCAGCUCGGGGAGGAGUCCCUCAGAGAACUGAACAGGCUGCUGGAUGACAGGGAGCAGGCGGGGGGCGAGGAGAUGACCCUCAGCAUGCAGUUUUUAUUGGACAUAUCGAAAAAAGAGAGCUCCUCCAAUCUGGAGCUAACGUUCUGCUUCAAAAUUUCCCCCUCGAUAAAGCAGGAUCUGAAGAAUUUCAAAGAGCAGAUGAGCUCUCUAAAGCAUAACAGGACCUGGGAUUUGGAAUUGUCCCUGUACGAGUCUAAGAUGAAGAGUCUGCUAAGGAGUGUUCAGAUAAGCAACGUAGGGCUUAAGAUGGAACAUUCAAAUGAAAAGAAAUCCCGUAGCAGCACCUCAUUUUCUGUCAAAACCCACUUGAGUAAUGCAGGGAGAGAGGAGCAAAAAUGUCUAACUAUGGACGAAGGGAACGCAGCAGGGACGCAGAAGCAGGCUCCUAAUGGGAAAGGCAGAGGGAAGAGUAACUAG
Messenger RNA from Miniopterus natalensis, 2018 nucleotides. RefSeq names its product NLR family pyrin domain containing 10 (gene NLRP10). The record is from RefSeq and is a predicted model, not a curated record. Gene Ontology annotation, biological process: positive regulation of inflammatory response. NCBI's taxonomy places the organism in Eukaryota, Metazoa, Chordata, Mammalia, Chiroptera, Miniopteridae. Gene Ontology annotation, cellular component: cytoplasm.